UACACAUGCUAUGCUACCUGUCAACUCAUAAAUUCCUCUGAUGUAAGUUCCCCCCUUACCCCAUAGUAGCCCCGCUUCGCCUUUUAGCUGGUAGCUGAUUGUACAGGCUUUAUCUCCGUCCUGUUUCAUACAUUAGAGCAAUCCGUAAACGGCACCUUGGCCGAUAUGCCGACUCUCAACGUCCAGACGAACGUUCCUGGCGAUAAUGUUGUGAUCAGCGAUGUCCUGAAGGAUUUGAGUAAAGUCGUGGCCAGAGUUAUUGGCAAGCCAGAAGCAUACGUGAUGAUCUCUGUGAAAACGUCGAUUCCAAUGUGCUUUGCUGGGACGGAAGCUCCUGCAGCCUACGCCGAGCUUAUUUCAAUCGGUGGGCUGGGUCCCGACACGAAUAAGAAGCUUAGCGCUGCCAUUUCUGAGAUUCUGGAGACCAAAUUAACUGUUCCACCCAACCGGUGUUACAUAAAGUUUUAUGACGUGAAGGUCUCGGAUAGAGGGCAUUUAUCAGAAUCAGAUUUUGGUUGGAAUGGCUCCACCUUCUGAGGUUAUUUCAUUGUGUGCUUCAAUUGGCUUUGUGUACUCCACCUUGCUGCUUGCUUGUGUGAUUACCCAUGUUUGCAAUGAAAAUGUUU
Messenger RNA from Closterium sp. NIES-67, 626 nucleotides. The record is from the annotation of a GenBank genome assembly. Lineage: Eukaryota; Viridiplantae; Streptophyta; Zygnematophyceae; Desmidiales; Closteriaceae.